Molecule: messenger RNA, 4185 nt
Organism: Melozone crissalis (California towhee)
Lineage: Eukaryota; Metazoa; Chordata; Aves; Passeriformes; Passerellidae
Gene: UPF2
Product: UPF2 regulator of nonsense mediated mRNA decay
Exons: 22
Coding region: 94-3909 (1271 amino acids)
Biological process (GO): nuclear-transcribed mRNA catabolic process, nonsense-mediated decay
Cellular component (GO): exon-exon junction complex; cytoplasm
Molecular function (GO): RNA binding; protein binding
Source: RefSeq, a predicted model, not a curated record
GGGGCCUCGGAGGGGCGGAGGAGAAGGAGGAGGCGGCGGCGGCGCCGGGCGGGCCCAUGUCGGCACCGGGCACAGGUUUGCCUGGGUAACACAAUGCCAGCUGAGCGCAAAAAGCCAGCAAAUAUGGAAGAAAAAGAAUCUCAGUUAAAUAAUAAAGAAAAAGAAUUCAGUGAAAGGCGACCAGUGAGCACCAGGGAGAAGCCAAAAGAAGAUGUGAAGGUUGGUAUGAAGAGAGAGACUUUAAAGGUUCCUGAAGAUAAAAAGAAAAAAAUGGAAGAGGAUAAAAGAAAGAAGGAAGACAAGGAGAGGAAGAAAAAGGAAGAGGAUAAAGUAAAGGCAGAAGAGGAGCAAAAGAAGAAAGAAGAAGAAGAAAAAAAGAAACUUGAAGAAGAGGAGAAAAAGAAACAAGAGGAGGAAGAAAAAAAGAAACAAGAAGAGGAAGCUGCUCAACUGAAGGAGAAGGAGGAAGCCCAUCAGCUCCAUCAGGAGGCCUGGGAGCGCCAUCAGGCGAGAAAAGAGCUCCGCAGCAAAAACCAGAACGCGCCGGAGAGUCGUCCCGAGGAAAACUUCUUCAGCAGGCUGGACUCCAGUCUGAAGAAGAACACAGCUUUUGUUAAGAAGCUAAAAACCAUUACAGAGCAACAAAGGGACUCCUUGUCCCAUGACUUUAAUAGCCUGAAUUUAAGCAAAUACAUUGCAGAAGCUGUAGCUUCCAUUGUGGAGGCCAAACUGAAAAUAUCAGACGUGAACUGCGCUGUGCACUUGUGCUCCCUCUUUCACCAGCGAUACGCUGAUUUUGCUCCUUCCUUACUUCAGGCUUGGAAAAAACAUUUUGAAGCAAGGAAAGAAGAGAAGACUCCCAACAUUACCAAGUUAAGAACUGAUUUGCGUUUCAUUGCAGAAUUGACAAUAGUUGGGAUUUUCACUGACAAGGAAGGUUUGUCUUUAAUCUAUGAGCAGCUUAAAAAUAUUAUUAACGCUGACCGAGAGUCCCACACUCAUGUUUCUGUGGUUAUCAGCUUCUGUCGGCACUGUGGAGAUGACAUUGCUGGUUUGGUACCAAGGAAGGUAAAAACUGUUGCAGAGAAGUUUAACUUGAGCUUUCCUCCUAGUGAGAUAAUUAGCCCAGAGAAACAACAGCCCUUCCAGAAUUUGUUGAAGGAAUACUUUACAUCUUUGACCAAACACCUGAAAAGGGACCACAGGGAGCUACAAAAUAUUGAAAGACAAAACAGGCGCAUUCUCCACUCCAAGGGAGAGCUGAGUGAGGAUCGACACAAGCAGUAUGAGGAAUUUGCAAUGUCCUAUCAGAAGCUGCUGGCAAGUUCUCAAUCUCUGGCUGAUCUUCUGGAUGAGAACAUGCCUGACCUCCCCCAGGAGAAGCCAACACCUGAGGAACAUGGACCUGGUAUUGAUAUUUUCACACCAGGAAAGCCUGGAGAGUAUGACCUGGAGGGGGGUAUCUGGGAAGAUGAAGAUGCUAGAAACUUCUAUGAGAAUCUCAUUGACUUGAAGGCUUUUGUACCAGCAAUUUUGUUUAAAGAUAAUGAAAAAUAUUCCCAGAACAAGGAUUCCAGCAAAGAUGAAUCAAGAGAUUCAAAAGAUGCCAAAGAUAAUAAGGAAGCAGCUGGGAAUGAGGAUCUGGAAUUGGAGCUGGAGAACCUGGAUAUUAAUGAUGAUGCACUGGAGUUGGACUGUGGAGAUGAGGCAGAAGAUCUUACAAAGAAGCUUCUUGAUGAGCAAGAGCAAGAAGAUGAAGAAGCCAGUACUGGAUCUCAUUUAAAACUCAUAGUAGAUGCUUUUCUUCAGCAGCUUCCAAAUUGUGUCAACAGAGACCUCAUAGACAAGGCAGCAAUGGAUUUUUGCAUGAAUAUGAAUACAAAAGCCAACAGAAGAAAACUGGUACGAGCACUUUUCAUAGUUCCUAGACAAAGAUUGGAUUUGCUACCAUUUUAUGCAAGACUGGUUGCCACACUGCAUCCCUGUAUGUCUGAUGUGGCAGAGGAUCUCUGUUCUAUGCUGAAAGGGGAUUUCAGGUUCCAUGUAAGAAAAAAGGACCAGAUCAACAUUGAAACAAAGAAUAAAACUGUGAGGUUUAUUGGUGAGCUCACCAAGUUUAAGAUGUUCUCCAAAAAUGAUACUCUGCACUGUUUAAAGAUGCUUCUGUCAGACUUCUCUCAUCACCAUAUUGAAAUGGCAUGUACCUUGCUGGAAACCUGUGGAAGAUUCCUCUUCAGAUCACCAGAAUCUCACCUAAGAACCAGUGUUCUUUUGGAACAAAUGAUGAGGAAGAAACAAGCAAUGCAUCUUGAUGCACGCUAUGUUACCAUGGUAGAAAAUGCCUAUUACUACUGUAAUCCCCCUCCAGCUGAAAAAACUGUGAAGAAAAAACGUCCUCCUCUGCAGGAAUAUAUCCGUAAGCUUCUCUACAAGGAUCUCUCCAAGGUCACCACAGAGAAGGUCCUGAGACAGAUGCGCAAGCUGCCUUGGCAGGAUGCAGAAGUUAAGGACUAUGUUAUAUGCUGUAUGAUCAACAUCUGGAAUGUGAAAUAUAAUAGUAUUCACUGUGUAGCCAACCUCUUAGCAGGGUUGGUCCUUUACCAGGAAGAUGUGGGAAUUCAUGUUGUGGAUGGAGUGCUAGAGGAUAUUCGACUAGGAAUGGAGGUUAAUCAACCAAAGUUCAACCAACGGCGGAUCAGCAGUGCCAAGUUUCUGGGGGAGCUUUACAAUUACCGAAUGGUGGAGUCAGCUGUAAUAUUUAGAACUCUGUAUUCCUUCACCUCCUUUGGUGUGAACCCUGAUGGCAGUCCUAGUCCACUGGACCCUCCAGAACAUCUUUUCAGGAUCAGACUUGUCUGCACUAUCCUUGAUACCUGUGGGCAAUAUUUUGACAGAGGAUCCAGCAAGCGAAAACUUGAUUGCUUCCUUGUAUAUUUUCAGCGCUAUGUGUGGUGGAAAAAAAGUCUGGAUGUUUGGACAAAAGAGCACCCUUUUCCUAUAGACAUAGACUAUAUGAUCAGUGACACCCUGGAACUGCUGAGACCAAAGAUAAAGCUCUGCAAUUCUCUGGAGGAAGCUGUCAGACAGGUGCAAGACUUGGAACGAGAAUUCUUAAUAAAAUUGGGAAUUGUGAAUGACAAAGAUUCCAAGGAUUCCAUUACAGAAGGAGAGAAUCUGGAAGAGGAUGAAGAAGAGGAGGAAGGUGGAGCAGAGACAGAGGAACAAUCUGGAAAUGAAAGUGAAGUAAAUGAGCCUGAAGAAGAGGAGGGUUCUGACAAUGAGGAAGAAGAGGGUGAAGAAGAGGAGGAAGAGAACACAGAUUAUCUUACAGACUCCAAUAAGGAAAAUGAAACUGAUGAGGAGAAUACAGAAGUAAUGAUUAAAGGAGGAGGACUGAAGCAUGUCCCUUGUGCAGAGGAUGAGGACUUCAUUCAGGCCUUGGAUAAAAUGAUGCUGGAAAAUCUUCAGCAAAGGAGUGGUGAAUCUGUUAAAGUGCACCAGUUGGAUGUUGCCAUUCCUCUGCAUCUCAAAAGUCAGCUGAAGAAGGGCCCCCCACUUGGAGGUGGGGAAGGAGAGUCAGAGUCUGGGGACACAAUGCCAUUUGUCAUGUUAACAAGAAAAGGCAACAAACAGCAGUUUAAGAUCCUAAAUGUACCAAUGUCUUCCCAACUUGCUGCAAACCAUUGGAACCAGCAGCAAGCAGAACAGGAGGAGAGAAUGAGGAUGAAAAAGCUCACUUUGGAUAUCAAUGAACGGCAGGAACAAGAGGACUAUCAGGAAAUGUUGCAGUCUCUGGCUCAGCGUCCAGCUCCAGCAAACACCAAUCGUGAGCGGCGGCCUCGUUACCAGCAUCCGAAGGGAGCACCUAAUGCAGAUCUAAUCUUUAAAACCGGUGGGAGGAGACGUUGAUCCAGCCGCCAGUGUCAUUUCAUUAGGUCCUGUAUCUCUGGUGUUGUGGAGUCCUCCAGCGAUGAAACGAGAGCAGUGGACACAUCUCAGCAUGUCAGCCUAGAGCGUUCAGAACCGAAACCUGGGACAGGCUGGGGCCGUGGGGCACGAAGAGCAGCCUCCCCUCUCCCCCUCCACCCCCCCAAAAAAAGCUUUUUGUUAUGGGAACCGCCUUGAGGGUUAAUUCUUCUCACAGGAGCAGAAGCGAAUGAGCGCGAUGGGGAACUUGACCUGCGA